Beauveria bassiana ARSEF 2860 is the source of this 1473-nucleotide messenger RNA. Its product is annotated as MFS transporter, putative. The coding region runs from base 1 to 1473 and encodes 490 amino acids. Gene Ontology annotation, biological process: transmembrane transport. Gene Ontology annotation, cellular component: membrane. The record is from RefSeq and is a predicted model, not a curated record. Lineage: Eukaryota; Fungi; Ascomycota; Sordariomycetes; Hypocreales; Cordycipitaceae. Gene Ontology annotation, molecular function: transmembrane transporter activity. The transcript has 4 exons.
AUGGACGGCCACAGCGAAAGUGAGCCGCUUCUGCUGGACGUGGCACCCGUCGAGCAUAGACCCGUACCGCGACGCACGUUUUGGAGAGUGGUGCUAUUGAGCUACGCCAUGCUAUUCUGCUCGCAACUCUACGCCUCGUCCUUUAACACGGUUCUAUACGAGACCUUGGAAGGCCUGCUGUGUCGCGACAUGUACGACGACGUGGGCGACCCUCUGGCGGACCCGCGCUGCAAGGGCGAGGCUGUGCAGUCGGAGCUGUCGCUGCUGACGAGCAUCGAAGCCAGCUUUGAGAUGCUUCCACCGAUGCUUUGCGGCAUUGUGUAUGGCCUGAUUGCGGAUGUGUAUGGACGCAGGCCGAUAUUGAUACUGUCAACGUUUGGCGCUGUGCUGUAUGGUGCCUUGGAUAUUGCCAUCUGCUGGUUUCAUGAUUACGUGCACAUCAAAUUCUUCUGGGCGGUGCCCAUUGUCUACUUUUUCACGGGCGGCGGCUUGGUGGCAGCCAGCAUAAACUACACCGUUGUCACAGACGUUUCCACAAAGUCGCAAAGGUCUGCCAUAUUCUUGGCCAUCACCAGUGCGUUUCUCCUGGGCGCCUUCUUCGGAGCCUAUCUUGCGGCUGCCCUGUUGCCUCUUGGCCACUAUUUUGCCAUGUGCGCCAUCUUGUCGGUGCAAAUACUCGGGCUCUGCGCAUCGUGCUUUGUGCCAGAGACUAUCACGAUUAGGGAGAAGCCGCAAGAUAGCGUGAGCGACGCGAUGCCUUUCCGGAAGAAGCUGUCGGCGAAGAUUGCCCAGUUGCGCGUGCAGUCAUUGGCGUCUUUGAGAGACAUAUUUUGGGGCGGCAACACGAAGUUGACUCUCUUGCUUAUGAGCACUCUGUUUACCGGGGUGGGCAAACAUUUGGUCAGCAGUGUGAUGAAGCAGUAUGCUGUCAAGCGUUAUGAGUUGUCCUGGGCAAACGCCGGCAUUAUUCUGUCCUACGCAAAUCUUGUACGACUUGCUCUCUGCUUCGCGGGUAUACCUCUACUUGUGACUGCCCUCCGAAUGGCCAAAGUUCUCCCUAUCAUCCAGGACGCCUGGAUCUCACGCGUCAGUGUUCUUGUUGCCGUUACAUGUAGCUGUCUGGCCGGCGCUGCCCCCGACGUCGGGGUGUUUACUGUGAGUGUCAUCCUGUACGCCUUGAGCUCCUGCUUGGAGCCUACGGUACGCAGCUUGGUGGUGGCUAUGGGGCGGGACGCGGGCACGGGAAGCAUCAUUUCGGCCUUGGAAGUGUUGACCGCGGUGAGCAUCGCGAUAGCGGGACCGGUGAUUGCCGCGACUUUCCGGUUGGGUAUGAGGCUCGGCGGCGGCUGGAUUGGGUUGCCCAUGUACAUUGGCGGCGGGAUCAUGGUCCCGGGCGCCCUGAUUUUGCUCUUUAUGCGGUUCGACAAGGAAGUUGCGGAAGAAUUGGCUGAAGAGAGUGAAGGGCUUUUGUAA